UCGAACGUUGAACACGAUGAGUACAGAGACACAAACCCGUCAAAAGACCACCACCACUGGCAUUCGGAAAAAGCCGUUUGCUGUCCCUCCAGUCAAAGUAGCAUGUCUUUCCUGGCGGUACCGACGAUGGUCAAGCCUGGUGCUGGAUUGACACAACUGGAUCUGGGGCUUGACAAUACGGAUACCUUAUUCGACAGCAUCUUUACAGCGGUACCUCAGACCCUUGGACUGGAAAGUCAUCGACGAAGUGGUUCGGAUAAUUCGCAUCUCUGGUAUCCAAAUGAUAUAGAACCCGUCUUCGAGUCUUUAUCGCCAGCUGCCCUUGCAAUCUCGGCAGUCUUGGCUUUGGUCCCUCAUCCAGAGGAAAACGCUUCUUUCCAAGAAGAAAGCAUCAAAGCCCGCAGGGAAACUGCUCACUUCUUCGCCAAACGAACGUUAGAGAGCAUAGAAAGUGAUUCUGAGAUACCAAACUCUUCGAUUUUUCCGGCACAAGCACUGCUAGACGAACACUCUUGCAUCUCACGGCCAGCUUUUCACCCACAGGUGCCGAUUGAGGCUGAAAGUGUGGUUGCGUUGAGUAUAUUGAGUGUGUAUGAGUAUGCUCAACGUGGAAACAUUACCAAGAUGAGGGAUCGGGCUGGUCAGGCGUUGUUGCGGGCAAUGGAUCUCUCGCUGCAUAAUCAGGGCACAGAGCUUGAUGUCUUUGCCGAGGCGCGGCGUAGGAUCUGGUGGAUGACUGCUUCAAUUGUCAGCUCUGCGGUAGGUGUCAAGAAACAGGCGGAUAUGUCUUGGAUAGUGGCUGACAACUCUCAAAACAGCNCACCGGCAAUACCUCUGUUCGACUCCCGCUUCACUACUAGCUUCCCUCAAGCAACGGACCCAGAGACCAUCCUUCUAGCAACCCAAUUUGUCUCUGCAGUAGGCCGUGCGGUAGACGGUCAAGAAGACUGGACAGACAUCUCCUCCCGCAUGCAAGAUCUGCACAACGCAAUCGAACCACUGAUUAGCCAAUCGGUUAACUGGACAGACACGAAACCGACGACCAACGACCCCGAAGUUCUCGUCGCAUACUCGUUGAAGCAAAUGUCCAAGAUCAAGUUGAACAGUGCAAGGAUAAAACUUCACCGCUACUGCGCCUUUUUCGAUAUUCCAGUGUUUUCAGAAAAACACUGCGAUCUCAAGAAAUCUGGACCUCUGCCGAGCACCGAUCCUUUGGAGCAAAUGUCUCUAACGCCCUCGCCUGGAGGAUCUUGUGGUUGCUCCUCGUCUCUACCGACCCAGAUGCCCAGUCUUACAACGUCAGUCUCACCAGCUUCCUCGUCAAGCACAGCAGAUUACUUUCACCCGUUUCCCUUCAGCAACCACCUGUCGUCACGAUUGUGCUUAAACUCUGCUCUCGCCAUUGCUUCUGCAUUCGAAGCUUUGCCAUUGCCAUCUUCGUCCUCCCCGCUUGCUCCUCGCACGAUGCCGAGUUUUGCUUGUUGUGCGAUGCAGAGUGCCUAUGCGUUGCUGAUGGUAUACCAUCGUACGUGGGUGCUCGCGCAACGGGACCAUGAGCUAGAGGCACAGAGUAAAGCAGGGCAGUUAUUGGGGAGGUGUGAGGAAGGAUUGAGGCGUGUGCUGCAGGCGUUGGACAAUUAUUCUGUUGCAUUUGAGGCGUUGNGGGGUAUGAGAGAUCAGAUCCAGGCUGCGGUUGACUGUCUUAGUUUGGCUGAG
Molecule: messenger RNA, 1716 nt
Organism: Aureobasidium uvarum
Lineage: Eukaryota; Fungi; Ascomycota; Dothideomycetes; Dothideales; Saccotheciaceae
Source: the annotation of a GenBank genome assembly